Messenger RNA from Porites lobata, 642 nucleotides. The record is from the annotation of a GenBank genome assembly. NCBI's taxonomy places the organism in Eukaryota, Metazoa, Cnidaria, Anthozoa, Scleractinia, Poritidae.
UGUUCGUGCUCGAACUGCUCUGUCAGCCUUGUUACAAAAGCGCAGGAGUGCAUUUGCUGCAAAGAGAUCGAUCGCUGCGAAGAGGUCAUGAAAGAAGCCAUUGGAGACCGGACCGUAUGCAUAACCCUCCAUCCAGGGUUUGAAGGCGUCUGCUUAAACCGCCACGUAUUAGAAAUGGCUGCACUGGGCCUAAAAACGCGAGCUGGAAAGUCGUACACAACUAUUCGUGGGCAAAGCAACAAAAGUGAUAAUGAGUAAGUUGGGGUAUUGUUGACUUUGUAUCGGAACGAUCGAACCUUACAUAGCAUUGAAUAAUUGAUGCAUCUAUGCUUAUCGCCGUGGACUGAUCUCACAGAAUCACAUUUUUUAUUUUCUAAAUGGCUUUAUUGCCCCGACUGCUUAUUUUUAAAAGGAGUAUUUAUUUAUCUCCAUCCAAUCCCUCCUUGAAUUAACAGUGAUCUCAUUUCUCUAACUAGAUUCCUGAGGUCUGUGGCCUAUCGCCAAUUUACAAGACUGCUGUGGAGUUAUAUUGGUAGUUCCAGGCGAUACCCCUUGCCCUGUUGUGCCUAUAAUAAAAUCAGGAAACAAUUUCCGAGUCAAAAUGGCCAUUAUCGUGGAUUCGAAGAUGAAGAAAAUGAAUAA